Messenger RNA from Salarias fasciatus (jewelled blenny), 6172 nucleotides. It is a transcript of the gene adgrg6, whose product is annotated as adhesion G protein-coupled receptor G6. Bases 58 to 3786 code for a protein of 1242 amino acids. Gene Ontology annotation, biological process: adenylate cyclase-activating G protein-coupled receptor signaling pathway; cell surface receptor signaling pathway; heart trabecula formation. The record is from RefSeq and is a predicted model, not a curated record. Lineage: Eukaryota; Metazoa; Chordata; Actinopteri; Blenniiformes; Blenniidae. The transcript has 29 exons. Gene Ontology annotation, cellular component: plasma membrane. Gene Ontology annotation, molecular function: laminin binding; G protein-coupled receptor activity.
UUUUUGGAGAAGGGAGAAUGAUCCUGCCGGGGGACCAGCCGCCGCUCCACUGAACACAUGGAGUCCUCUACAGCAGGAGGAGGAGGAGGAGGAGGAGGAAGGUGGAGGCUCCAUCGAGUCCUCCUGGUCGCUCUGAUGUGGACGACUCUGCACAGACGAGCGCUGGGCUGCAGCUCCACAAACUGUAACCUGGUCUUAACGGAGGCCCAGGGGGACUUCACGUCGCCCUGCUACCCCCUCAAGUACCCCAACUCCCAAGUCUGCAAGUGGGUCAUGCAGGCGCCGGCCGGCUUCAUCGUGCAGCUCUCCUUCCUGGACUUCGACCUGGAGGAGGCGCCAGGCUGCAUGUACGACAAGGUGGUGGUGAACACGGGCAGCACCGAGGUGAAGUUCUGCGGGCCGACGGCCAGCGGGCUGACUCUCAACUCCACGGGGGACGUGAUGGAGCUGUCCUUCACCUCCGACUUCAGCGUGCAGAAGAGGGGCUUCAGUGUUAGCUUCAGACAUGUUGCCGUUGCUUUGAGGAACCAGAAGGUGAAAAUAACCAACGGCAACAGCGACGUCACCGAGGUGGCGGACUCCGUCUCCAUCCCGGCGCUCAGCCAGCUGACCGUGUGCUUCGAGGUGGAGCGCAGCAGCAAGAAACAGAAAGAGUCCCUCUUCACCUACUCCGACGCCGAUGACAGCGUGGUUCUGAGUCUGGGCGCCGACAAGAACAAGAUGAGGCUGACGGUGGACGAGGCGGAGUGCCCCAUGGACGGCAUCCUGUCCCCCGACGACUUCACCUCCGCCAUGAAGUCCUUCUGCGUCAUCUGGUCGUCGUCCGGCGGCCGGGUGGAGGUUUAUCACUACGGGCAGCUGAAGGGACAGACCUGCGGCGACUCUGCCGGCCGCUCGGUGCCGGCCGGCGGGAACUUCCAGUUAGGAGGGCAGCAAAGCUUCAAUGGAAACAUCUACAACCUGCGGCUUUGGGAUUACGCGAUGACCAUGCAGCAGCUGGCAGCUCUAACCUGCGACGCCGUGGGAAACGUCAUCGACUGGGACAACAGCCACUGGACCAUCCCGUCCACCAUGGCUCAGACCGACGCCACGCUCAGCUGCAUCUGCUACCCUCAUUGCACGUACUUAACCACUGCUGCGCCAACUAGUGGUGUGUCUCUGCCCAGCAACACUCCUGUCACAACCAGCUGCGACUCCCCCGGACAGGGCUGCCCAGAGGGUUUGUUCUACAGGAUUUCCUUGGUGGUGGAUGAUGGGAGCUCGGCGCUGGCGCAGGAGGAUGUGGAGCAGACCGUGGCUCUGUGGCUGAAUCAGACAUUCCAUAACUGGACUCAUGCAGUCUACGUGGAUAAUAUCAGUGUUCAGCCCGUUGUGCAGACUGGAGAUAAUCCAACCAGUUACAGCUGCCGGGCGCUGCUGGUUCAUUACGACAUUACCAAUGAGAGCGUGGGUGAAGCCGCCGUGUCGACGAGGCUUUCCAGCAGACUGGGAUCUCUGGCCGCCGACCUGGAGGUCCAGCCCGCUUCUGUCAGCGUGCAUCUGAUCGAAAACUGUCCAGAGGAGAAUCCUCUCCACUACCGCUGGCCUGAGAGCAGACCCACCAUCACCCAGUACCUGCCCUGCUUCCCCAACAAGGACCAGAGCACCUCCAGGACCUGUUUGAUCAACCUGCAGAACUACUCCUCCUACUGGUCGGCUGCAGACUUCAGUAAUUGCACGGACAUCGACACCAUCGAGGUCUCAGCAGAAAACGCAGCGGAGGUGGCGGUGCAGCUGGCGGACAUCACCAACGACGAGCUGUCCGUGGAAGAGGUGUCCAAAGUGGUGACGAAGGUGAACCAGCUGGUCAACGUGGCGAAGAUCAACAAAACUCUGGCGAAGACGGUCGUCACCAUCAUCUCCAACGUCAUGACCAGCUCAGAGACCACGCUGGCACACACGUCCGAGAGAGCUCUGAAGACCGUCGAUGAGCUGCUGCAGAAGAUCGAGUUCGAGGAGCCGUCCAUCAACAUCACCUCCAAAAACCUGGCCGUGGGGAUUCUGGCCGUCGACGCCGCCGACUUCAACGGGACGUCCUUCAGCGCCUUCAUCCCUCCAAACACCACGGAUCCACAGGUGGAUUUUGAGUCUCAGCAGCUCAACUCUUUAGCCCAGGUGGUCCUGCCGGCGUCCCUGCUGUCCAGCGAGUCUCUGAGCGAGGCCGACAGAGCAACGCUGUCCAGGAUCAACUUCAUGUUCUUCAGCAGCACCAGCCUCUUCCAGAAGGAGCAGGAGGGCCGCUCUCUGAACAGCUACGUGGUGGCGAGCAGCGUGGGGAACCUCUCCGUCAGCGGCCUGGUGGAGCCGGUGGUGAUCGAGAUCGCUCACAUCUCUGAACUGCCCUCCCUGAAUCCAGUUUGCAUGUUCUGGGACUUCAGCAUGAACUAUGGAGCCGGAGGCUGGAACGCUGCAGGCUGCAGAGCUUCAGAUGAAUCCACCAGCAACAAAACCAUCUGCCUGUGUGACCACCUCACACACUUUGGCAUCCUCAUGGACAUCUCUGGAGCUUCGCCCCACAUCGACCCCAAGAACAACAAGAUCCUGACCUUCAUCACCUACAUCGGCUGCGGCAUCUCCGCCAUCUUCUCCGCCGCCACGCUGCUCACCUACAUCGCCUUCGAGAAACUGCGCAGAGACUACCCGUCGAAGAUCCUGAUGAACCUCAGCACGUCGCUGCUGCUCCUCAACAUGGUGUUCCUGCUGGACGGGUGGCUGGCCAGCCUGGACACGGAGUGGCUCUGCCUGUCUGCGGCCAUCCUGCUGCACUACUUCCUGCUCACCUCCUUCACCUGGAUGGGCCUGGAGUCCAUCCACAUGUACAUCGCCCUUGUCAAAGUCUUCAACACCUACAUCCGCCGAUACAUCCUCAAGUUCUGCAUCGUGGGAUGGGGCCUCCCUGCAGUGCUGGUGGGCAUCGUGGUCUCGGUGGAUAAAAACUCUUACGGCCUGCAGGAAUAUGGAAAAGGACGGUCAGCUGAGGGAUCGUCGGAGUUUUGCUGGAUCCAGAAGCCGGUGGUCUUCUACACCACCUGCGUGGGCUACUUCUGCCUGGUGUUCCUGCUCAACGUGGCCAUGUUCAUCGUGGUCAUGAUGCAGAUCUGCGGCCGGAACGGCAAACGCAGCAACCGCACCCUGCGGGAAGAGGUCCUGCGGAACCUUCGGAGCGUGGUCAGCCUCACCUUCCUGCUGGGAAUGACGUGGGGCUUCGCGCUGUUCGCCUGGGGCCCCGUCAGCCUGCCCUUCAUGUACCUCUUCGCCAUCUUCAACUCACUGCAAGGCCUCUUCAUAUUCAUCUUCCAUUGCGCCCUGAAGGAAAACGUGCAGAAGCAGUGGAGGAGAUACCUCUGCUGCGGCAAAUUCAGGCUGUCCGACAACUCAGACUGGAGUAAGACGGCGACCAACAACACCAAGAAGGUGAGCUCGGACAACCUGGCCAAGUCUCUGUCGUCCAGCUCCUUCGGCUCCAGCACCGCCAACUGGACGUCCAAGGCCAAAGCCACGCUCAACCCCUUCAGCAAGAGACACAGCAACACAGAUAAAGGCUACUCCAGCCAAACCGGGCCCAAGUGCAUCUCCUCCUCCUCGUCCUCCUCGGAGGCGGAGCCAAACUCCUCCCUGUCCUCGUCCUCCAUCCUCCCCGUCAGCCAGAUGAUCGACAAAGUGAAGGGUUACUGCUCCACGCGCUCCGACAACUUCUACAAGAACAUCAUCCUGUCCGACAGCUUCGCCCACAGCACCAGGUUCUAGGUGUCGGCCGUGAGAUCUCCAGCCGCAUUCCAGAAACUCUGCCUGCGGUUCCACUGAUGGAGACCAUGUCCAUUGAACGGUGCAACACACAGUCUGGUGUUGUCGUCGGACUGCUUCACGCUAACACUGUAGAACCUGGAACGACUCGUUACAAUCUGGAGCUCUCGAACAACCAGCCCUACAUCCUCUAGAUCCCGCCACCCGACAUUCUGGAGCGAUUUUUGUGUUUUGAAGGAAUUCUUCACAUUGUAGAACUCCUGACGGGGCAGUUCGGGGGUGGUGCCUCCUCUGGAACUGUGUCCAGUAGCCUCCGACUUUCUAACAGCAGUCCAGACUGAGCACCGUGAUCUGGGAUCUCCAAGCACAUGACAGACUCCUUCAGAAAGGAGGCGUGCAGCAUCCUCCAAGCCCCUGAAACUCUGAAGCUAUUUCCAGAAGCUUUCCCGUCAUGCUCCAGAUCUUAGUUCACCACCUUUCCACACAGAACUCUGGGAAAUCCAUUUAAAAACACUCACCAUUACUGUCUACUUAAUCGUGUUCCAUAGAUUGUUUGUCAAAUAUUUUGCUUUUAAUGCUAUUUGAAUUGAAUUCAUAGGAAGAAUUGUAGAGUUUGGUCUACAUUGAUGUCUCAAGUUCUGUUGAAUUUAAAUAUCUUGUGCAAUUUCCCCUGUUCAUUGUAGCACAUGUAGAAGCUGCCAGCAUAACAUUGAGGAGCAGUGUUCCCGAACGGUUGGCAUAAGAAACAGAGAAGUGGCUCAAUAUGUCCAAAGCUGGCCAAUCCCAGGAUUCACAUUUGUUUGAAAUGCCCUUAAAAUAGAUCUGGAACUCUGAAAAGACCAAUCCUACACCUUUUACCAAAAAAUUCUAUACCGUUUUUAUCUUAUGGAUGAAUUGUGGAACUGAAACGCAGCUAUAGGUGUAUACUUUGGAAUAGUCUCCAAUAUUCCAGUUAGCUCCAUGACUUCUGUCAUUUAAAGAUGUUUUACCAGACAUUACAAAAGGAAAGUUUUAAUGUCCUGUUACCAUUUCCAAAUUCAAUAUAUGUUUUACCAACUGCUUGAAAUACCUGAAUUCUUUCCUCCAUCUUAGCCUUAAAUCAAUCAUUAUUAGAUACAAAAUGAUGUACAUUGUACAGAUACUGUCUUUUGAAACUUCAGUUGUUUUUUGUUUGUUUUUUUCUUGUAAAUUUAGUUCUACUUUUUAGCAAGAAUUCAAGGUUUUGGCCAUGUUUUGUUGGAUCUGUGCAAUUUCCAUUUUAAUGAAAUUUCUUGGAAUGAGUGUAAAAGCUGCCAUCAUGUUCUUCAAUGUUCUAGAACGGAUUUUGAUCUGGAAUUUUCCCAAGUAUGUUAGAACUCUGUCAGACUCAUUCAGAAAGUAAUAUUCUUACCAUUUUAGCUGUGUAUUUAAUGUUUGACUGUGUACAUUCAUUCAGAACAUUUCAUUUUCUGAACAUCUUAGCGAUGUUUUCAACCAACGGACCCGCUCCUUUUACACCAUUCAACUGUAUUUUUAAUUGGAUUUAUAUCUAAUAAUCAAAAUUCUUAUGGGAUUUUAAAAUGACUCUGGGUAAAAUUACUGUGUUUGUGAAGUUUAUUUAAAUACUGUAAGUGUUGCAUGAGGACCUUGAAAAACAUUGCAAAUUGUUGUGUGAACCAAGGAUUGACCGACUAUGUCUCAAUCAAGAUGUGAUUGUCAUUUCAACCCCGUUUGUUCUAGUUCUACUUUUCUUUUUUUUGCAAAGACUAUCAGUGUAAAUCAAAGUACAAAAUCAUGUUCAUCAAUUUCACAGUGAGCUUAAUGGCAUUGUCUGAAUUCAUACUCACACCAGAAAGCUGCUUUUCAGUACCAGUGCAGCAGAUUUAGUAUAAAGUUACACCAUGUAAUUGUCCGCCUUAUACGGAAGGUCAGAAUGGGCGACCGAUUAUAGUAUGUAUUCCAAAGGCAGCCCGUGAAACUGCUGCAAUAAAUCCUUUAAAAGCAAAGAGGUGAAGUUAAAAUAAUCACGGCUAAAGUCGCACUUUGUGUUUUUUAUACGUCACAGGGUCUCCUGGCGGGUGUUGGAGCAUAUCUUAGAGCUACACAGGGUGGUCAGAGACGCUGAAGCGAUUCUACUGUAUCAUAUCAAAUCACGGAAUCAGCUGACCUGGCUGCCGAACGGCGCAAUUGAGAGGAAAUGAAAGGGGAGUAGAGGAGGGAGGGAAGCAUAAACACAAGGCGGGAUGGGAGAGAUAAAAGAUACAAGUCAGCUGUUGAGUUUUAGUCUUUUUUUUUUUUUUAUACUGUGAUGUUCUUGUCAACAGGCCGUUUGUGCAUGUGCGUGUGGAGCCAUAUCCUCUGUAAAUAUUGAUCUGUGUUAUUCUGCGUGCAUUAUUACAUAGUGUUCAAA